Molecule: messenger RNA, 691 nt
Organism: Sorex fumeus (smoky shrew)
Lineage: Eukaryota; Metazoa; Chordata; Mammalia; Eulipotyphla; Soricidae
Product: IQ domain-containing protein F2-like
Exons: 3
Coding region: 1-531 (176 amino acids)
Molecular function (GO): calmodulin binding
Source: RefSeq, a predicted model, not a curated record
AUGAGAGUUAAAUUAUGUACAGAGGAUCAUUUGAUUUUGGUUAUACUCAAUCAGAAAUCCAAGCGCAGUAUGCCACUGAAAAAAGAAGCAAUCAGUAAGCGGUCCCCAAAUACUAAAAAGAACAAGAAACUUACAUUGAGGACUCCAAAACGGAAAUUAAAUGCAUCAAAUGCAGCAAUUAAGAUCCAGGCCUGGUGGCGUGGCGUUUUGGUGCGUAGGACACUGUUGCAUGCAGCCCUCAGGGCAUGGAUUAUUCAGUGCUGGUGGAGGAUACAACUGGAGAAGAUAAAGCAGAUUAAGAAGAAGGAAGCCCUGAUUGCCUACGCGAGGAGAGAAAGGGCAGUGAUCAAACUCCAAUCUUUGAUCCGUAUGUGGCGCGUCCGUUGGCGAUACUGUCAGGUGCUCAAUGCCAUCUACACCAUCAAGUACCAUUGGCAAUGCCAAAACUGCCAGACUUGUUCUCUUCUUCGGGGUCAAUGUGUAGUUACAACCACUCACUUGCAGUUUCACAUUGAGGUCAUCAACCCCUGAAGGCUGACGUGAAGGGUGAAUACUGCAUCUGGUAUUCUCAGUAAAGGUCAACCUGGUCUGGUAUAUUACACAGUCUCCCCCAGCUGAUGGGAACCUGAGAACUUAGGUCAUGGUGCUACUAAUUCUCCCUGGGAAGAGCUUCUGGGAGGUUUUCACCUAA